AUGUUUGGUGAACGGUCAGCGCCCACUUUUUCCGUACUUGUAAAUGCCACCACAAGAGGCCUCACAUCAGACACCAGAAAUGUCAAUGUCAAUCAUGAGUCAAGGCGCACCAACCCACCCACAUCUGCACUUACCCAAGCCGAGUUGGCGGCACAGUGGGCCGCCCUCGAACAGGUUGCGAGCGUUUCGGUGGAGAUGGCCACUCAUCCGUUCAUUCCCCCGUCCUAUCCUGAUCUGGUCUCCGACAGUGGAGAGGUCAUGCACAGCCUGGAGGGGCCACACUGGAUCUGCGAAAUCGCGAUCGCAACUCUUGUCGCAACAGACAACAGGGCGCGCAUCUCGGACAUUGCCCCGGGAUGCAUGGGAUGCAUCCGUUCGAGCGAGCGUUGGGAGAUGGAGUAUGCGGGGAGCAGAGCCGAAGUGCCGCAUUUGGACGACAUUAUUCGUGAAGCCAUCCAACAAGUCAUGGCCAUGGUAGUUCGUGCUUGCGAUUUUCGCAAACCCCAACCGGGUCCCAACUCUGAUCCCGACCUGCUCAUUACGGAUACUUCUACCAACCCUGUCCACAUGGAUUUAUGGAUUUCGAUGAUCCUGAACCCCCUGAACACCCUUAUGUACAACGUGCACCCAGUGAGCGAAGUUACUUCAUCCCCAAACAUAGCAACGAAGGAAGUCGUGGGUGGUAUGGAGAUGAACGGCUUCACGCCCAGGACAUCUGGACGGCAAACGCACACCCACAACAUCAAUAUCGUCAUCCGUUAUUGUCCCGUCCUCAAAGGCCGGAUCAACCUCUUCGCUCCGGACGGCGUACACUCAUCUAAUGGAGUUUUCGGCAUCAAAACGAAACCCCGGCCUCCGAACUCAUUGCCGCGGCUCUUUUCCUUUGACCUCCUGGCCCAUCGGAUACAACUGACGGACGUUUGCGCCUGUUCCCCCUCUCCUGCUACCAAGCUUAUUCAUUUAGCGACCAUCUUUACGCUUUCCCACCUUUCUCUCCUCGACGUCACAAAGCAUUUCAUUAAUCCUCCCUUUGCGAUCCGCAGUCGCAAAACGUCAAAAAGCGGUGCGGUACUCUACAACUUUGGCUUGGAAGGGCCCCACAACGCAACCGGCUCUUUCCACCUUUCCCAGCAAUUCCACUAGGAGGACCACCCCCCC
Sodiomyces alkalinus F11 is the source of this 1158-nucleotide messenger RNA. RefSeq lists its product as hypothetical. The transcript is spliced from 17 exons. The record is from RefSeq and is a predicted model, not a curated record. NCBI's taxonomy places the organism in Eukaryota, Fungi, Ascomycota, Sordariomycetes, Glomerellales, Plectosphaerellaceae. The coding region runs from base 1 to 1143 and encodes 380 amino acids.